Messenger RNA from Miscanthus lutarioriparius, 2010 nucleotides. The record is from the annotation of a GenBank genome assembly. NCBI's taxonomy places the organism in Eukaryota, Viridiplantae, Streptophyta, Magnoliopsida, Poales, Poaceae.
AUGGAAGACCAAUCGCCUGACCAUAUAUCAGUCGGUUCAGCACCAAAGAAGUCUAGCACUUCCUCACGAGGCCGGCACCGUAAUUUCUCAUCAUCAACAUGCAAAGAUUUUCUCCGGAAGUUUGUGGACAGUGAGCUUUUAACUUCCAGCCUAGAGGAUUGGUUCUCUGGUCACAGUGAAGAUUGUGGUUUCAGGAAGCCAGCUUUUGAUGUUCCUUUCGACCUUACAGAAUUACAGAAUUUUGAUUACGCUCUGGAGGGUGUUACUUUUCAGCAGCUAGUACGGAUGCCAAAUGCUCUAUAUGCAUCGACAUCAGAUGUUUUUGAAGCUAGUGCAUAUCUUGCUUUAGAGGAUUUCCUUCACGCAGGCAUUAAAGGACUGUGGCAAACUUUCUGGGGUCCUGAUGAAACAAUGCCAUUCUCAGUUGCCUGUAUACACAGCACAAGCUCCAAAUUUUAUCCUGCUGAGAAGGCUAUUAGCAGUGGAAAACUCGAUGGGGGUGACCAGGAGCCAUCUCCUGCUGUCUUAGGGGAGGCACUGUUCUUUGCUCUGCGUGUCCUACUAUCUCGGUUUUUUGGCAGAUCCUCCACUGUUGUUCGCAAUUCAGACUGUGUUUACUUGCUUCUUGUUGAUUCACAGUUUGGAGGAGUGGUAAAAGUGCAAGGUGAUUUGAACAAGCUGGAUUUUGAUCUGAACAAUGUUUAUGACUGUGCUGCUGAAUGGAUAAAGAAACAUGCCAAAAUUUCAGUUUCUUCCAUAGAUCGAGUAUGGAACAAGCUUGGGAAUGCUAACUGGGGAGACAUUGGGACCCUUCAGGUUCUCAUUGCAAUAUUUCACUCAAUGAUCCAAUUUUAUGGAGAGCCUAAGUAUUCUCUCCAUGAACUGGCAACUGAACAUAGUUCAAGGCUACAAAGUCGAAGAUCAGAAAGACAUUUGGUUGACAGACAUGCUAAUGGUAAUGGCUUAUUUCGAUUCCAACAGCGAAGUCAUUCUCCUGAAAUUGUCGAAGUUCAGGAGGAAGCAGCUGUUGAUGUGAAACCACAUGAAACCCUAAGGCUUGAAAUAGGAUCUGUUGUAUUGAUGGAUGAUGCUUACACACAGAAAGGUUUUCAAAUCAAUGACAUCCUAACAGACAGUGAUCCUCCUAUUUAUACUUCUACUCCUGUAGAAGAACCUACGAAAACCUAUUUGCUGUAUGUAGGCUCCAGUCCUUCUCAUUUGGAACCAGCAUGGGAGGAUAUGAACUCUUGGUACCAAGUACAGAGGCAGACCAAAGUACUGACUGUGAUGAAGCAACGAUGUAUUUCUAGCAGAUAUAUACCACAGAUGGUAUCUUCUGGACGGGUCAUCCAUCCAGGCCCAUGUAACAAGCCUAACUCAAAUGGAAGUUGUGGUCAUCCAUGGUGCAGUACUCCAAUGCUUGUCACCUCACCAGUUGGUGAGACCAUUUCAAAUCUGAUACGGAAUGGAUUGUUCGGUGUUGAGGAGGCUCUGAGAUGUUGCCAUGACUGUUUAUCGGCUCUUGCUGCAGCAGCUUCUGCAGGAAUCCGUCAUGGUGAUAUCCGGCCAGAGAAUGUGAUCCGUGUCAAUAAUGGUUCAAGGCAUCCAUAUUUUGUGCUUAUUGGAUGGGGUCAUGCUAUCCUAGAAGAUAGGGAUCGGCCAGUAAUGAAUCUAUUCUUCUCAUCUACAUUUGCACUCCAGGAAGGAAAACUAUGUGGGGCAUCUGACGCAGAAAGUUUAAUUUAUCUUCUAUAUUUCUCUUGUGGUGGAGUUUGCCCCGAGCUUGACUCUGUUGAAAGUGCACUUCAGUGGAGGGAGACAUCAUGGUCGAGGAGAGUUAUACAGCAGAAGUUGGGCGACAUCUCAGCAGUGUUAAAAGCUUUUGCGGAUUACGUCGACAGCCUUUGUGGAACUCCAUACCCGAUGGACUAUGAGAUCUGGUUGAAACGACUGCGAAGAACAAUAAAUGAAGAUCAUGGGAAGGAGGUCGACACGUCCUCAUCAAGUUAA